Messenger RNA from Anopheles maculipalpis, 1204 nucleotides. RefSeq names its product odorant receptor 85c-like. Lineage: Eukaryota; Metazoa; Arthropoda; Insecta; Diptera; Culicidae. Gene Ontology annotation, biological process: sensory perception of smell; detection of chemical stimulus involved in sensory perception of smell. The coding region runs from base 1 to 1203 and encodes 400 amino acids. Gene Ontology annotation, cellular component: plasma membrane. The record is from RefSeq and is a predicted model, not a curated record. Gene Ontology annotation, molecular function: odorant binding; olfactory receptor activity. The transcript is spliced from 3 exons.
AUGGAGUCAAAAAAUUCAACCGAUUUGGUGCAAUUUGAAUCGUUUAUCCGUGUACCGGAAAUAUUUUUCACCAUGAUCGGUGUUGCCCGGUACGGUGAACCGAAGCGUACGCUACAAGCACACCUCAAGCAACUGCUGUUCUGGUCAUCGUGCGCCAAUACCGGCUUCUGUCUGAUCAUCGAGCAUAUCUACUUCGUGAAGGCGGCGGGUAAUUUUACCAACUUUCUUCAACUAACGGCACUGGCACCGUGCAUGGGCUUUACCGCACUGUCCUUCGUCAAGAUCAUGACAAUCAAGCUGAAUGAGACGAAGCUAACGGACAUGUUGCACCGGCUGGAUGCACUGUUCCCGAAAUCGGCAACCCUCCAGCAACGGUACGGUGUGUUUCAGUACAACCGUGAGUCGGAGGUGGUGAUGAAGUCGUUCUCCAUCCUGUACAUGAUCCUGAUCUGGAUGUUUAACUUGCUGCCGUUAGUAUCGAUGGUGGUGGGUUACUUUGCCGACGGCUCGUGGCAUAAGCAGUUGCCGUACUUUAUGUGGUACUGGUACGAUUGGAACGAGCCCGGUUACUUCGCAGUGACAUUUCUGCACCAGAACUGGGGUGGAUUUGUAUCGGCCGUGUUUUACCUAUCGACCGAUCUGAUGUUCUGUGCCAUUGUUCUGCUGGUGUGCUUACAGUUCGAUAUAGUGGCGUACCGGUUGAAGCAUGCACGGCCGGAUGAUCACCAGGAGCUGUACGAGUGUGUGCGCAUUCAUCAGACGGUGAUCGAGCUGUGCAAUGAGCUAGAGCACAUGUUUUCACCUUCGCUGUUGGUUAACUUUCUCAGCAGUUCGGUCAUUAUCUGUUUGGUUGGGUUCCAGGCAACGGCCGGUAUAACGCCAGCGGAUUUGUUCAAGUUUGUGCUGUUUCUCGUCUCGUCGCUGGUGCAGGUCUAUCUGCUUUGUUACUAUGGUAACAAGCUGAUUGUUGCGAGCUCGCAAAUACCCUACAGUGCUUUCGAAGGGCAAUGGAUUGGAGCAUCUGUAUCUUACCAGCGAUCGUUGCUGUUUGUUAUGUUGCGCUCAACUACGGUGCAGAAGCUUACUGCGCUGAAAUUCUCCAUCGUUUCGUUGGCAAGCUAUUCGAAGAUACUUAGCACCUCGUUCUCGUACUUCACACUGCUGAAAGCUAUGUACGAACCCAAUGAAAAGAACGCGAAGUAAA